Panicum virgatum (switchgrass) is the source of this 1793-nucleotide messenger RNA. RefSeq lists its product as uncharacterized. The coding region runs from base 1 to 1257 and encodes 418 amino acids. The transcript is spliced from 3 exons. Lineage: Eukaryota; Viridiplantae; Streptophyta; Magnoliopsida; Poales; Poaceae. The record is from RefSeq and is a predicted model, not a curated record.
AUGCCAGAUAUUCGAGAGUUUCUUGGUAUUGCCAGAGAGGAGUGGAAUGCGGCGACCAUCACGAAACUUGGUAUUAAACCGCAUCCUGCGAUUGCGACCCUCCCGAAACAGGAGAGGAAGGACACAGCGGGGGAGCGGAGGAGGAGGAUUGAGGACGAGAAGCGGGAAGUGGAUGACGACGACGAUGAUGAGGAGGAAGAGGAGUAUGACCCGUGGGAAUAUGAAGCAUUUCGCUGUGACUGGAGCAUAUUCUCCCACAUCCACGGAUCAUUCGAGGACACAACCUCCUCCAUUACCUGCCCCGCGGAAACUCUUCAGGUCUUUUCAGCCAAGGUUGCAGAAAUAAGAGGGGGCUUACAGCGGCCGCUGGAUGUGUUUGGUUUCUUUGCUGUACGUGACUGGAUUGACCAUAAUCGGAAUAUUAUCUACAACCGUGCAAGGGACAAUUGCCAAACCCUUACGCAAGAGGUAUGUAUCGUUCAUUGGUUUGUUUGUCUCCGGCUGUGCUUCCUAACACAGCUAGCUACCAUGACCUUUUUCUAUCUUACCCACACAUGCACCAGUCAGCCCUCCCUAAUUUUCGUUACCAUGGAGGCAUACAUACAUUUCCUUGUCGCCUUUACACCCAUACCAUAUCUCUUAUUCUAUUUGUCACUUACUAUAAUGCAUCGAGCUAACAUGCUUCUCCCAUUUUUGUGUUAUGUACACCACGUCGUUUAUGCUAUGCAGUUCCCUAUUAUACUGUUUUGUAUUGAAUAUGUUGCUCAGCAUUUAUCUCUUCUGUUCCAGUUCCCCAAUUACUUAUUUAAUGGUUUUACAUGCAUGCAGGAUCAUAACUUAGUACUAGCAGGUCCUACCCGUGCUAUUGUGUGUGGUAUCCAGGGACCUGCGACCUUCGAAGUUGACCUGAAAGUGAAGGGCGCUACGGAGUCAGAAGAUAAAUGCUUAAGCUUCCUAGCUGCGAAAUUCUUGUUCAUGGAUUCUUAUAUGUCUCGCCAGACCAAUAUUGCUUACACUAGCAAGCUAAGCCUAAGCACACUAGAGUUUACACUUGGCUGUAUUGUUCAGUCUGUAGAGGCCACAAUAUUUAUGCGAGUCAUUCGUGGGUCAUGGCCAGGUGAUUUUUGCUGUGAAUUUGCUGCCCUUACUACUGAUGCCAGUGGCAAGAAUACCGCAUCUGCCUAUAAUGCACCCUGUAUUGAUCGUGAGAAAUUCGUCUUACUGGAUUCUAGAGGUGAAGGUGCCGCCUGCUUGUGAUGGUAAGAUUAAUCUUUCACGGCUUGUUGUUUCUGUUGGAACUGAGGGAGAGCUGAAAGUAUCUGUCAAGGUGUGGAAAGAUUAUAACACUGUCAUGGUAAAAGAGGAAGUUUUCAAACCUUUGAAGGCCGGUUUAAGCUAUGGUGAGCUUGACAUUGGCUUCUGUGCAGUGGAAGUCAAUAUCGCAUGGUCACUCAUUAUGAAAGAGCCUGUUCUAGCAAACUGUCGUCCUAACAGGAACGAGUACACAAUUGAAUAAAAAAGGGAAUUCACAAUAAGGUGGCAAGAUCCUUGUCUGUGGCAAAUCCAUGUUGUUGGCUACCUGGCUAUUGUCUUUUCGAAAGUUGUUUAUCAAUUGUUAUUCUCUUCUUGCUUAGGCCCUACUUCUGAAACAAGUUCAGGUCAUCUAGAAUAGAAUGCUUAGGACAAACAUGGUGUUAUUUCACAUAGGCUUGUAGUGAAAGUUUUGAGUGCUUCUUUGAGUGGGUAAUCGAUUGAAACUCAUCUUUCUGGAUUGUGUGAGUUCUUCCUCAUUG